This is a messenger RNA of Chrysochloris asiatica (Cape golden mole), 758 nucleotides long. It is a transcript of the gene TMUB1, whose product is annotated as transmembrane and ubiquitin-like domain containing 1. Gene Ontology annotation, molecular function: protein binding. The transcript is spliced from 2 exons. Lineage: Eukaryota; Metazoa; Chordata; Mammalia; Afrosoricida; Chrysochloridae. The record is from RefSeq and is a predicted model, not a curated record. The coding region runs from base 27 to 758 and encodes 243 amino acids.
GUAGCGCAGCAGGCAAGGUGGGUGCCAUGGCCCUGAUUGAAGGGGUGGGUGAUGAGGUGACCAUCAUUUUUGCGGUGCUUGCCUGCCUCCUGGUGCUGGCCCUUGCCUGGGUCUCAACACAUACCACCGAGAGGGUUGAUCCACUACCCCAGCCGUCAGGGACCCCAACUUCAGCACAGCCCAGCAAAGCCAUGACCGCUACGAGUAGCCUCAGAGGGACAGCCCCUGGACCGGAGGCCCCCAGCCUGAGACACAGAGGUCAAGCUGCACAGCCAGAACCUGGCCCAGGGCUCCCAGCAACACCAGACCCCCCACAGCAGCCCCUUGUGCUUCGGCUGAAAUUCCUCAAUGAUUCAGAGCAGGUGGCCAGGGCCUGGCCCCAGGACACCAUCGGCUCCUUGAAAAGGACCCAGUUUCCUGGCCGGGAACAGCAGGUGCGACUCAUCUACCAAGGGCAACUUCUAGGAGACGAUUCCCAAACCCUGGGCAGCCUUCACCUCCCUCCCAACUGCGUUCUCCACUGCCACGUGUCCACAAGGGUCAGCCCUCCACAUCCCCCGUGCCCACCGGGGUUGGAGCCAGGCCCCUCCGGCCUGGAAAUAGGCAGUCUGCUGCUGCCCCUGCUGCUUCUGCUGCUGCUGCUGCUCUGGUACUGCCAGGUCCAGUAUCGGCCCUACUUCCCCCUGACCGCCACGCUGGGCCUAGCCGGCUUCACUCUGCUUCUCAGUCUCCUGGCCUUUGCCAUGUACCGCCCGUAG